Molecule: messenger RNA, 744 nt
Organism: Baudoinia panamericana UAMH 10762
Lineage: Eukaryota; Fungi; Ascomycota; Dothideomycetes; Mycosphaerellales; Teratosphaeriaceae
Exons: 3
Coding region: 65-499 (144 amino acids)
Biological process (GO): intracellular protein transport
Cellular component (GO): mitochondrial outer membrane
Source: RefSeq, a predicted model, not a curated record
ACUCUCCGGAACGUGCGAUCACAUCUCUUAAAUCACACUCUCUGCGCCGAAAGGAAUCGUGAAGAUGGUCAAGCUCGAAGAAGUACCCGAUGAUGAGCUCAACGCACCUCAGCCCGGCCCGAAAGAGGACGACGAUGAAUGGGAUACGGACGAGGAAGACGAAGUGUCCGAAAUCGAGGACGACGACACCUUGAACGAGUCAUUCUUCGACCGCGUUGUGGCGCUGAAAGAUAUUGUGCCGCCAACAUACCGCAAAAGCAUGUCGAAUGCAGCAUCAACGGGCUACUCGUGGGCAUCGAAAGCUGCAAGCCUAGGUGGCAAGACGUUGUGGGUAGUGAGCACAAGUGCACUGUUGCUCGGCGUGCCGUGGGCGCUGGCUUUUAGCGAGGAGCAGCAGGUGCAGGAGAUGGAGCGUGAGAUGAGAAUGCAGCAGAGUGCCAACGAGCUCUUGACUCAAGGCACAGGGAGUGGACAGACGGCUGCAAAGCCUGCGAUAUAAGCUUUGGCCUGCAUCUCGUGUAGCAUAUACGUCUCCGGCGACCCUCUCCAAAGGUGCAGCCUUGUAUACUAUCUCCUCUUCGCCCACGGAUUAUUCAUUCCUUCUUCCCAACACCACACCUGCGCAGCAUUUCCAGUAGUUCUCGGAGUAACCGCACCAAACGAGAAAGCAAGAAACUCGGCAUGACUUCGGCAACAGGUAGCAACUAUGUAUAGCAUGAAAAUGACUACAGUGGUGUGAUAAGA